Molecule: messenger RNA, 2346 nt
Organism: Plasmodium malariae
Lineage: Eukaryota; Apicomplexa; Aconoidasida; Haemosporida; Plasmodiidae
Product: conserved Plasmodium protein, unknown function
Exons: 1
Coding region: 1-2346 (781 amino acids)
Source: RefSeq, a predicted model, not a curated record
AUGAUGCACUUCAAUGAGUCUGAAGUAAAGCUAAUUCUAACGAACAGUAACCGCCAUAAAAACGCAGAAGAUGCCUUUCAGUUUUUUUGUGAAGAAUUCCUUAACGAAAAUGAUGAUAUCAUAUCAAAAGAACUCUUGGGUGAGCUUCUCUACGUUGGAAUAAUAAUUAAAAAGAAUGAGAAGGUAUGCAAUAAGAGAAACGUAAAAAACUGGAUUGAAAAAAAUAAAAAUUAUCGCAUUAAUAUUGACAUUGUUCUUAUUAAUGAAAACAAUGUUGAAACAUCAACCCUAGCACAUAACUUUGAUUUAUUACAAGAAAAUUAUUUUGAGAAUGAUUUUAAAACGAUUUACAAAAAGAUGUUAGUGAGGAGGAACAAUAGAGAUGGGGUUUGUACUGCUGAGACAGAUUACCCAAACAAAAGGUUGCAAGAGAAUGACUAUGAUGAAACAGCUUGUAAUUACACAAAAGGGGUAAAUCAUAACGAUGGUAAAUGGAAAAAUUUCAAAAGAGAACAACAUUAUAUACAUACAGAUCACGAAAAGGGGAAUGAUACCAAAAGGAAAAGUGGAAAUGUAAAGCUCAAUGAAGUGAUCAGCAAUGACAUAAAAUACAACGAAGAGAAAGACACAGGUUCGAAGGAUAACGAAGCGAAAAUCAUUGCUGCAGAGUCUCGCUUAAUCCUUGUUAACAUUGAUGAUAACGAGAGCUUAAGCGAAGAAAUAGAAAGGAAGUUCUUCUCUAGUAGUGCAUGUUACGAAAUCGAGGGGUUAAUAUACGUUAUCGAACUACCUCUGUCGAUUUCUCAAAAAUACAUAAACAAAAAACUAAAUUUAAAAAUACAGUUAUAUUAUGAAGAUAAUAAAACAGAAAAAACAAAGAGUGUAAAUUUCCUUAAUGAAAAGAGUGCAAACGAUUUAAGAAACAUUUUUGAUUAUCCAUCUCUUCUACUAAAUAAUGUUCAGUGGUCAUCCACCUUUACAUCUAACGCGUUAUAUGAAAAAAAAAAAAAUAAAAAUAAUAGUAAUAAUAAAAAUAAAAAUAAUAGUGGAGGAGCUUAUUAUAACAAUGAUGACGAUGACGAUGAUGAUGAUGACGAAGAGAAUAAUUUCUUCCUCAAUAUAUACGACAAAAAUAAUUACAAGGAUAGUGAACGAAAUUUCCCUUUGAAUGUUAAUUUACAUAGUAUAUGUAAAUCGUUAAACAAAUAUGAUGAGUAUAUUAUGUAUAACAUAAAUAAUAGUAAAAGGAGUUAUAAAAAAUUGAUACUAACAAAAUCUAUAGUAGUUAUUAAGCCUUUAGAUAUAAGGUGUAAAAUAAUCGACCAUUUUUUAUAUAUAGAAAUGGAGAAUGUAACAGAAAAAAAUAAAAUUGAAAUAUUUGAAUUAUUUUCGAGAUCAAUCAACAUCGAUAGUACUAUUUUCCCAUUUUCGUUAAACCCCGAAGACAUGUAUUCAUUUUAUUUUCCAGUUGUAAACUUUGUACAAGUUCUUUCCUUAAAUAGUGCAAAAAUGAAGGAACCGAGGAGGAAAAGGAGUUCGUUAGACACUGAUAACAGCAAUAAUAGCGGAAAUAACAGCGGCAUUAACAUAGGUAAUAAUAGCGGCAGUAAUAGCGGCAAUAAUAGUGGCAAUAAUAGCGGCAAUAAUAAUAUUAUGAACGGCACAAGUAACAACAUAAGGGGUAGUAUCCAUAAUAAUAUGAGAAUCAGUAAACAUAAUAAUAUGAGGAGUAGUAAAUAUAAUAAUAUUAGGAGCAGUAUAACUAAUAAUGUAAGUAAUAACAACAAAAAGAACAGCUUCGAAGAUAAUCUUAGCAAAUUAAGUCAUUCAUAUGUUAUAGAAAGAUUUAAGAACAAUAAGGAAGUUUUAACCUUUCUUUUUAAUAACGACAAAACUAUUAUAUCCUUGUCUUUUAAAUGGUGUAUUAAUAAUACUUCUGAUAAUUAUAUAUGGUCUCAGUAUUGUAUGGAAGUAGAAAUGCCUGCAGAGAACCUAUUUAAUUUAGAGGUUUCUUUUGUAAAAGAAAUAAAUUAUUCCUCAAUAUUAGUAGCUAUCUUUUCCUUUUACAAUAAUCAUCAUGAAGAUAUAGACUUAACAAUUGAAAUUCAAGAUGACAAUAAUGUAUCUAACAACAAUGUAAUAUAUAGCAGUACCCAGUCCUCCCUCAUUUCUUUUAAUUCCAUAAUUGAUGUAGGAGUUAUCAAACCUUAUCAACGCAAAUCUGUUUCAGUCAAAUUAUUAGCUAUAAUGCUAGGUGUGCAUUCUGUUCCAUUUGUUAAGAUAAGAAAUAAACUUAAUAAUAAGGUUUAUUUGGUGGAUCUUGGAUCCAUUCUUGUAACAGAGUAA